GUAUGGGAUCCAGCAAGAAGAACUAGAGGUCGCCCUGGUCUGCAAAGUGAGCGUAAAGAAGUUUGUUUUUGUAAAUUUACGUCAUCAGUCAUUUCCGCAGGUAAAGUUUCUAAAGUCACAUUCGGAAUUGUCGAGUCUGAAGAACCUAGAGGAAUAAGUGAACAAUCAGGUGCUUGCAUUCCUUCA
Scutellospora calospora is the source of this 186-nucleotide messenger RNA. The record is from the annotation of a GenBank genome assembly. NCBI's taxonomy places the organism in Eukaryota, Fungi, Glomeromycota, Glomeromycetes, Diversisporales, Gigasporaceae.